Molecule: messenger RNA, 637 nt
Organism: Rubroshorea leprosula
Lineage: Eukaryota; Viridiplantae; Streptophyta; Magnoliopsida; Malvales; Dipterocarpaceae
Source: the annotation of a GenBank genome assembly
GCAGAGAACCAGUUUGAGGAAAUGGCUUGUUUGGUACAAUGCAUGAUUCCUGAGGAGAAAAAAAUUCUUUCAUAGAAUUCCUCUUUUGAAGAUCUUCAAAGCUGAGGAGUAUAAUGCAUCAACUGAGUACUACUGGGAGCCCAUCAUACUGGAGUCUAAUUCAAACCAUGCAAGAAAUCACUGUUCUGAGAGAGCUGGUGAACCUUGAUGCCAUAGCCAAAAAUGGCGAGAACUAGGAAGGAGUUAAUGUGAGGUUUGAGAGCUAUGUCAGUCUAGGAUUGAUGCUACUAUGUAAGUAUUCAGUUUUCCAUCAAAGGCUUUUUGUUCCAUUUAAAUUCUUCUAGUUUUUUCUUUUUUUUAGUAGAAAUUCUUCUGGAUUUUGUGUUGCAAGCUCCAGUUUUUAAUUUGAGCAUACAUUCUGAAAUCUAAUAGAUUGUCCUUUUUUCCUUCCUGGGUUUCGGGUUUUUUGUUUUCAGCUAUGGAACCCCGAGGCUUGUUCAUGAAUAUAUUGUGACAACUGCUUAUGGAUUGGCACUGGAAACCUGGAAACUUGUUUAAAAUCCAACAUCAGUCCUUCAAUUCAGAGGGUCUUCUUCAUGACCGUGUCCCCAACACAUCUGUGGUAUGUUUCACUUGC